AUGCUGGCGCAAACCCCAUUCUGGGUGCUCCUCACCGCAAUAGCCUUCUGGCUCCAGGCCUCCCACGCGACAACCAUAUUGCUUUACACUACCACUUCCACCGCAUACCUCCCGGACAUCACGCUUGUCGCCCGAGCAGAAGCACAAGAUGCUAACGCGCGCCACGACGAUUUCAUGGCCGAUCACCAUUGGGAACCCUACGACCUAUUCAUGGCCGACUUCAUCCGUGCAAGCGGAGACACAGGAUACAGGCCCUUGUACGACGAGUACAACAAUCGUUUCUCCGGUGGUUAUGAGUAUUGGAAAUCCCACGACCUAUUCUUGGCCGACUUCAGCAGUGCAGGCAGAGACAGCGGGUUCAAACGCAUGUACGACAACUACAACAAGUGUUGCUCCACUGGUUUUAAGUAUUGGAAGCCCUACAACUUACUCGUGGCCGACUUCAUCUGUGCAAGUAGAGACAGCCGGCGCAAACGCAUGUACGACGAGCACAACAAUCGUUUCCCCAGUAGUCAUGAGCAUUGGAAGCCCUACAACCUACUCAUGGCCGACUUCAUCCGUGCAAGCAGAAACAGAGGGCGCAGACGCAUGUACUACGAGCACAACAGUCGUGGCUCCACUGGUUAUGAGCAUUGGAAACCCCACGACUAUCUCAGGGCCAUUUACAUCUCCGGCAAUCACACUCAGUGUACCCUCUGGCUUGACAAUCAUUCCAAGUUUGACCGCUAG
Messenger RNA from Plenodomus lingam JN3, 729 nucleotides. The record is from RefSeq and is a predicted model, not a curated record. Lineage: Eukaryota; Fungi; Ascomycota; Dothideomycetes; Pleosporales; Leptosphaeriaceae.